CCUCCAUUAUUCCACUCAAUGUCACUACAUACCAACGUUCUGGGUAUAAAACUGAACAGCACCGUGGACAGUAGUUAAAUCAUAUUAUUAUUCAUCGCUAUGCAUUUCAAAGUGACCAUCGCCGCAUGGCUUUUAGCCAUAUUAUUCAUAAGUCAAACUAAAUGCGACGAUAAAGACGAAAAAAAGGCCGACAGCGGACACGGUAGCAGUAGUGGCGGCGACUCACAUGGUAGCAGUAGCGGCGGCGACUCACAUGGUAGCAGUGGUAGCAGUGGUAGUAGUGGUAGUAGUGGUAGUAGUGGUAGCAAACCUACAGGCAUGGAUAACAUGACGUUCGGUAUGAACGGGAUGUCCGGUAUCCAACUACCGUUCCCGUUUUUCCCACCGUUCGGAUGUGACACAACGUGCCAACCAAUACAAUUACAAAUAUUUCAGCAACAAGUACCCCGGGAGCCGGCGCCGACGACCCACGCGCCGACCACACAUGCUCCGACGACCAUGCCGCCGCCGAAAAUUACAACACCAGCACACAAGCCGGCCAUGGCACCGACGACCCCGACAUACACCUCGCAAACGAUCAUUAUGUACCCGAACUGGUGCCAGGGCUGGUGCAAGUUUUUCUAUCAACCACCUCCGCAGCCGGUGUAUUACCAGCCGAACUGUCUACUGUUUUCGUGGAUGGGAUUGGGAUCGGGAAUGGCGAUGGGAAUGCAACCAGCUAUGUCGUGAGUCGUUUGCUCUAACAAAACAACAUUCGUUAUGGCGGUAGUUCCAUCAUGUAUAAUUGCGUGUAGUAUUUAUUUAUUUAUUUUUUGUUUGUUUACUAUAUUAUAUCGACUAUAACAUAUUGUCAACCACAGCAACAAUAAUAAUUUAAAAAGAAAAAAAACAAUUUUAAAUAAUUUUGUUUUAUUGUUAU
Molecule: messenger RNA, 919 nt
Organism: Metopolophium dirhodum (rose-grain aphid)
Lineage: Eukaryota; Metazoa; Arthropoda; Insecta; Hemiptera; Aphididae
Exons: 4
Coding region: 100-729 (209 amino acids)
Source: RefSeq, a predicted model, not a curated record